Molecule: messenger RNA, 1153 nt
Organism: Symbiodinium natans
Lineage: Eukaryota; Dinophyceae; Suessiales; Symbiodiniaceae
Source: the annotation of a GenBank genome assembly
AUGGAAGCUGCUGGCAGCCUUCACGUUUUCGGAUUGUCCGGCAAUCUGCUGGCAACAGCUCCGGACAAGAUACUUCAAGCCAUCAGUGCAGACUUCGCUGCUGGAUUGAAGACCCACUUGCAGCUAAAGACGGGAAUUCCUUCCGUUCGGCAGCGGCUUUUCUGGGGCGAAGCAGAGGUCUGUCUGCCGACAUGCCCCUGGGAUGAUUCUGCUCUGCCUGUGAAUCUGCAGAUGGUUAUCAUGCCAUUGCGUCAAGACAAAAUUGGAGAGCUUCACGCUGCCGUUGCAUUGGGCAAAUUGGAGAAUGUCCAGCAGCUUCUCUCGGAGGGGCAGGAUCCGAACUUGCCGGGCAAAGAGGGCGUGACACCCCUGCUGAUUGCCGCUGAUCGUCGCCGUUUACAGAUCGCUGCUGCUUUGACUGAGGCUUCUGCAAACCCGAACAUUCCAGGCGAAGCCGAGGGUGGUGGUGCGACCCCACUAAUUGCUGCAGCUGCACACGGAGACACUCGCAUGGUACAGCACUUGCUACAUGCCCGAGCCAGUCCGGACUUGUCAGGCUCUGAUGGAAAAUCCCCGCUUCUAACGGCAACAUUGCAUGGCCACCUCGCAGUCGUAGAAUGCUUGGUUGGAGCUCUUUGCGACAUUGACAGGCCUGUGGUUGGACAAGCAUGUACCAAUCCACUCUUCAGCGCGGCGGAAAGCAACCAUUCGCGGAUUGUUGCAGCGCUCCUCCGAGCAAGGGCUGACAUCGACUGGCAAAACAUGGAGGGCAAGACACCGUUGUGGUGCGCCGUUGCCAAUGGCAGCCUGCAAUCUGCCAGAUGCUUGAUUAGAGCUGGCGCCAGUACGAACUGUCCAGAUCAGCACGGGGAUGCCCCAUUGUGGGUUGCAGCUGCGUGUGGACAGUCUGAAGCAGUAGACUGCUUGAUCGCGGCACGGGCUGAUGUCAACCAAGCGGCAGGGAACGGCCAGUCGCCAUUGUGCAUGGCAGCCCUCAGGUGCGACCUGCCGGUCUUGCGUUCUCUAAUGAGAGCGGGGGCCGACCAAAGGCCUGACCGACAAGGCAGAACACCGGCGGAGGUUACCCUCAGCCCCGAGGUGAAGAAGGAGUUGCAUGGACAGAGGCACCGUUGUCGCCAGACAUUCCGACAAG